AUGCGUUUAAAUACCAAUAAAACGUAUCCUGCGUUCUUUUUGUUGGGUGCAGUCAUUGUACUAAUACCCUGUGUUGUGGUUAUUGCUCGACGUUCUAAUGAAUGUCCUGCCCAAACUACGACUUCAGCAACGUCACAUUCAGUGACAACGCCUUCGGUAACGGUACCUUCAGUGACAACACCUUCGGUAACGGCACCUCCAGUGACAACAACUUCAGUGACAUCACCUAUAGUGACGUCACCUGGAAUGACCACGCCUUCAGCAACACAAUCUCCAAUGACGACGUCACCUGGAAUGGCCACGCCUUCAGCAACACAAUCUCCAAUGACGACGUCCUCAGUAACGAUAGCAACAACAGCUCCAAUGACAACAUGGAAUGCCAGUGAUUAUCUAUCAAACAGUGAAUAUUAUCAGUUAUUGCCAAAUUCACGUAACUUUGAUCAAUCGGAUAAUCUUCGUUUGGAUCGUCUUUCAUCACCUCGAUUUCAACCAAUUGAUGGAAAAAGUAUAAUCUAUUUAAGACGACAGUAUCAUAUGCCUGAUUUACGUGGAUCGACAACAACCUUGCAUUGGCGCGACUUAGAAACGAACAAGACUCUUCAAUUGACACGACCAAUUUGGGGUAUACAUGAUCAACAAUUUUUCUGGGUGAAUAGUAAUACGAUUCUAUUUUUGUCUAAUCGAGCAUCAACAGGUCUUAAUCAAAUUUUUCAACUUAAUCUUCCAGCAGAUUUAUCAACGAGAAAUACUUCCAUUGAUCCGAUUCAAAUAACAAAUUAUCCAUUGGAUAUUGAUAAUCUUUUAGUUAAUCGGAACGCAUCACGUCUGGCAUUCAGCUGUCAAGUCUAUCCAAACUUAUCGAUCAACGAAACAGUUGCUCGACAAGCGACAGAGAAAGCUAGUGGUCGUUCGAUUUAUCAAUUCGAUAAGCUAUUCAUUCGACACUGGGAUGAAUACAUGACAGGUCCACGUCAUCAUCCAUUUCUUGUUCAGAUCGAACAGCAAAGCAAUGGAACAUACAAAUUUUUAGCAGAACCAAUUGAUAUACUUUUCAAUGUAGAUAGUGAUUCGCCAACACGACCUUUCGGUGAUGCUAAAGCUCAAUGGUCAUUUAGUGCAAGUGGUAAUUCGUUUGCAUAUACUCGACAAUAUGAUGAAAAGAGUGAAGUAGCUUGGUCAACCAAUUUGGAUAUAUAUACACUUGAUUUGAGUAUGCCUAGACAAAAUGCUACUUGUAUUACGUGCAGUAAUAUGGCAACAGAUACUGAUCCAUCUUAUUCACCAACAGAUGAUAGCAUAUUGGUCUAUCGAUCACAUUCAGUUCCCGGAUACGAAGCUGAUCAAUACAAAAUUAAAAUAUAUAACGCAUCGGAUUCGACAAUAACUGUACUCGACAAUGGGGAUCGAAGUAUUCAAGCUGUGACAUGGUCUCUCGAUGGUCAAUCUCUUUAUCUUGAAAUCGGUGAACAAGCAGAAAAUGUUAUCUACUAUUUAUCCAAUAUAUUUACGGAUCAAACAAUCGUUCCUGUAACUAGCAAUGGCACUUCGCACAAUGUCAAUAUUCAUCCUAUCGACAAUCAAACAUUUGUCUUCACACAUGAAAGUAUCCUUGAACCGGCAAAUAUCUAUUUGAAUUCGUCCGAUGGUUCGAUUCGAGCUCUCACUGACCAUAACAAAGAGCUAUUAGCUAAAGUAAAAAUGAGUACCGUAGCCGAGAAAUUUUCAUUUAACGGCUCACAGGGUGAUACAGUUUGGGGAUGGCAUGUGCCACCGGCGAAUGGCACAAACGAAUCAGCUCCACUUGCUUUUCUCAUUCAUGGUGGUCCGCAAAGUAGUUGGUACAAUGCAUGGAGCUAUCGAUGGAAUUUGCAAUCCUUUUCUUCUCAAGGUUACGCUGUCAUUGCCAUCAAUUUUCAUGGCUCGGACUCAUACGGACAGAAUUUUACCAAUAGUAUUACAGGUGAAUACGGUACUUUGCCUUAUGAAGAUCUUCAAUUAGGGCUUACUCAUGCUCUGGAAAGUUAUAGUUAUAUUGAUUCAAACCGAACUGCAGCAUUGGGCGCUAGUUAUGGUGGAUAUAUGAUCAAUUGGAUUGCUGGGAGACCAGAGAUGAGCUCUCGUUUUAAAACCCUCAUUAGUCAUAAUGGUUUGUUUGAUAUGAGAGCUAUGGGUUAUUCAACAGAAGAGUUAUUUUUCACUGAGUACGAUGCAGGAGGUUUCACUCUAUGGAAUAAUCCCAAUGCUUAUGAACUUCAUAAUCCAGUCAAGCACGUUGCAAAUUGGACAGUGCCAAUGUUAGUUAUUGUUGGUGCUCGUGACUAUCGUGUACCAGAAACACAAGGAAUUGGUGCCUUUACAGCUUUGCAACGCCGUGGUAUUGAGAGUCGAUUACUGUAUUUUCCCAGCGAAAACCAUUGGGUACUAAAUCCACUACAUUCCAUUGCCUGGUAUGAACAAGUACUCGGCUGGAUGCGCAAAUGGACCAGCUAA
Molecule: messenger RNA, 2490 nt
Organism: Rotaria sp. Silwood2
Lineage: Eukaryota; Metazoa; Rotifera; Eurotatoria; Philodinida; Philodinidae
Source: the annotation of a GenBank genome assembly